This is a messenger RNA of Paramisgurnus dabryanus, 1912 nucleotides long. The record is from RefSeq and is a predicted model, not a curated record. NCBI's taxonomy places the organism in Eukaryota, Metazoa, Chordata, Actinopteri, Cypriniformes, Cobitidae.
GUGUUUUGUUUCACUAAUGUUGUUCUAGCAUGGCGCCUGAUAGGCACACCGCUUCCGGCUUGCGCUGUUCUGUAGUAUUUCUAAAGUUUAUUAAUUCUAAACGUGUCACAUCAUGUCCAUAUUGCACGAAAAAAAGGCUCUACACUCCCUUGGGUCCGCAGCAACAUAUCCGCCACAUGUGUACAACUGUAAACAGACAGACACACACACACACACACACACACACAGAGAUUCCUGCCUUUAUUAAAGAGAAAAAUAUGUUCAUCCCCUCCUUCCGAAGCUUCGAAAUUCGAAUAUUUGAUUUGAUUUCUACUAGAGCUUCAAAGCUCAAAAAAUGGUAUUCGGAACAGCCCUAGUAUAUGGUAACACUGUAAAUUAAGGUCUCGUUCUUUAACAUUAGUAAAUGUAUAAAUUUACAAUGAGCAAUUCAUUUUUUACAGUAUUUAUUAAUCUUUAAUAAUAGUUAAUAAAAAAACGGUUGUUCAUUGUUUGUUUGUUUUAGUUCAUAGUGCAUUAACUAAUGUUAACACAUAAAACUUUUGAUUGUAAUAAUGUAUUAGUAAAUGUUGAAAUUAACACUGAGAUUAAUAAAUGCUGUACAAGUAUUGUUCAUUCUUAGUUAAUUACCUUUAAUGUUAAUUUUGUAGAAAUGUAACAUUGCACAUCUCUAACUAAUUCUUCUUCUUUUUAUAGAUUUGGAAUGCAGUGUAAGUUUUGCAAAUUUGCCCACAGUAGCAGAGAGGUCCUUUUGAAACACUACAGAUUUCACCAUUAUCAAGUACGAUCCUGGCAGCAGCCUUGCUUGUAUACUGACUGCAUCUGCACUUUCAAAACUGUAGUUUUUAAACCAUAUCAGGAAUCAUUUGAAGAAACACGACACAGUCAAAUUCCCACUGAGAAGAAAGGAAAUAGUCGACAAAGAACCUCUUGUGGCUGAUGUCCUAAGGGAAUGGCCAGCAUUGUUUUUUGAAGAUCAGGUAUCUGCUGAGUUUUACCGGAUUACUCAAACCAACCUGAAGAGUACCUUUUUCUCAUCUUUGGAUGAAUAUGCAUCACCGAUGAUCAAGCUGUACAGAGCCCGUGGUGGAGCAUAUGGAGAGGAAAUGAAAACCCUCCUGGACCAACUUGAUAAUCAGACCUCUGAUGUCCUUGCUCAUAGAAAGGCUACAGCUCUCAAAGGGCUCCCGGUGUUUAUGAGAGAAAAAUCAGGAAACUUUCUGAGGACUUGCCUGAAGAAAGAAAUUCAUAAAGGAUUGAAACAACAUGAGGGACACAGAGCCAGAAGACCAAUACACAAAGGGGAUGAAGAUGGGCAUCUUAAGUAUCGUCAAAGACAAUGUUGGUACCAUCCAUUCCAGUCCAAAUGUAAGGUGUCUAUCUGUUGUUCUUGAGGAGCUAGUUGUGCUGGAUAAUGUCCAAGACCUUCCCACUGCUGUUGUUCUCCUGUUUGGGUUGAUUUACUGCCUGAACAUGAACUAUCCCAAAGAACUUAAAUACACUUUUGAAACUAUUCAAAAAGUGUUUAUUGGCCUUGACCCCCAGUGCUCACAACGGGUCCAGUCAUUCAAAAACAAAGUAAUGUCUAUGUAGCUGCAGUCAAUAAGCAAGGCAAGCACUAAUUUGUUCUUCCAGUUCCUCCCGUUCAGAAACUUAAGAUUUGAGUUUUAAUGUAAGGUGAAAUGUUGUUUUAACAGUUUGUUACUUGAUUACUUUAGCAAGUUUGUUGCAUGGAUGUGCUAAAUGUAAGACAACAUUUUAAAAUACCAUUCAAGGUGUGUUGUAACUGUUUUAUCAGCAUUUUAAGCUUGAUACUGUAGCACUUAAAGACAAAUGUUUUUACUCCAGCACUUUAAAAUAAUUUGUGUUGUAUAAUGCCAGCACUUUAAAAGCAUUGCAAGAUUGGAGGAUAGUA